CCGGCCCGCUAGGGGCUUUUCCUGAACAAGCAGCGGCCCUUGUUUGAGAACCAGUGGGUUAGAGCACUCUCCUGUUGCACUUUGUGAGAAAUACUUAAAAUAGUCACUGGGCCAAAGAGAGAGAGAGACUAUACCCAAUGGGUAGUGGGAAACCUGGAUUGAAGCAGGGCUUUGGAGAGGAGCCCGGAGCAGUGGAGCUGCAGGUUUUUGCCUGGAGCUGGAGCGGAGCCGGAGCACAGAAAAUCUUGACUGCUCCAGGUUUUUUUUUUUUUCCAAUCCAAAAGGAAUGAUAUUUAGCAAGAAAGUCCUAAAGGUGCCAAAAAGUUUCAGAUUGUAUAACAAUUGGUAUUAACAUCUACUUUACCACUUUACGUACUAUGUCACAGUUAUUCUCACUUCGGCUGAAAUCAAGAUUUAAUGUACAGAUACAAAAUUACAAAGUUUUUUUGAGAUGUUUUAUUAAAGAAUCAGAUAAUUAUCAGACAUCUGGCAACACCGCAGACUGCUCCCACCCUUGUGCCAAGGUUAGGCAAGUACGUACUUGUGUAGAUUAGUUAGAUUAGUAUGUGUUGAUACUUCUUUUGUAAGGGUUGAUCAAUGAGAUGCGCUGAGUGCUGCGAUUACGGAAAAGUUUGAUACAAGACGCAACAUAAGAUAUCACAAACAGAAGAUCAUAACAAGAAACAUUUGGAUGCGGUAGCAGCACAAGAAGAUUUGGCCAUAGCUUCAACAAAAAAAUCAAAUCUGCCCCCCAUGAUUGAUAGCCGAUUUACGGAAAAGGAUCUCAACGACGUCUUUACUUUUGAAUUUGAAAAGCCCAAAUUUGGGCUUUUGGGAAAAGCAAAGAAGAAAUCGGCAAUGUGCAAGGUGGAAAAGGAAGUGAAUGGCGAGCUCAAACCAUGUAGCUUCAAGAGAAAUGAAGCAAGUUCCAUGAAACAUUUCAACCUUUGGUGGCAUGUAAAAUGUAACCAUCCUGAAAACUAUGUGGCUCUGGUUACAAAAAAGGGCCAGGAAGAUGAGGCAAAACAGAAAGCUGAUGCGGCUAAAUGACGUUCAUCUGGCUCUUUGAAAACUCCUGGAGAAAAGAUUUUUUGCGGAGCUUCAUCUGAAAAGAAACCCACAAUUGAGCAAACAAAACUUGACUCCUAUUUGAAGUCCUCAAAGGUUACAGUCACCAUGGAUGCCAAUACUUUCCGUGAAGGGCUGAUGGAAAUGGUUUGCUUGAGUUCAACACUUCUCACUACCUUCAGGCUAAAGAACAAAGGAUUCCAAAAAAUUCCAAGGGGAUAUGGGUCGGCAGCUUGGCGUUUCAACGGGACACGAUGUGGUUCAUCAUUUAGUUGUCAGCACCGCUGCGUCUGGUCGCAAAGAGCUCAAGAAAGCUUUGGAGCAAAAAUUGUGCUACCUGAAAAUAGAUGCGGCAAUCCGUGGAAACAGAAAUUUUCUUGCAAUCAAUGCUCAGUACUACGAAAAAGGAAAAGAUAAAGCUGUGGUAAAAACCUUGGACAUAAUCGACAUUGAAGGGCGUCACAAUUCUUCGUACAUGAAAAGUCAAGUAAAAGCUAUUUUAGAAAAAUUUGGGAUCAGUGAAAUGCAAGUGCUGAGCAUCUGUGUGGACAAUGCAGCAAACAUGACGUGUGCCGUCAAAAAUUUCAGCGAGGACAAUGAAACCAUUUCUACCUCUGAGAACAGGGAUGUGGACAGAACUGAAGCUAUUUUGCCUGAUGAAGGAACUAAAGGAAUGGAUGAAAUUGAACUCAACAUGGAUGCUGCUGCACAAUGGGUUAAUGACCCUAGCCUCAUACUUCCAACAUGGCUUCUUGAGGACGACUCAAAAGUCCAACUGAUGAGGUGUGGUAUUCACACUCUUCAGUUGGCAAUCUGGGAUGGACUGAACCAAGAACAUGCAAAGAAAUUUCUGGCAAAAAUUCGACAAGACGUUGUCAAACUACGAACUCCAAGUAUUCAAACUGUCCUGCUUGAGCUACAUGGGGUAACUCGAUCAUUGGAUACUGUGAUUCGCUGGGGUUCAACAUUUGCAAUGAUUGAUCGGCUUCUCGUUUUUCAAUCUUACUGUGAACAAGUGGCUGCUGCUGGAACAAGAGAAUUCAAGUUAACAAAAGCUGAAUGGGACAAAGUGAAGAACCUGCGAGACCUCUUGGCAAAGCCAAACCAAACAGCUGUGAAUCUUCAACCUGUCGAUGUAACCCAGGGAGUUUUAAUGAAGGAAUGGCGAAAACUGUCAAAAUUCUUGCAAGAAAAUGGUGGACAAAUUGCAGAAGGAAUUCUAUCCUCCAUGCAGAAACACGAAGAGAAACUUUUUGACAAUAUUCAUUUCCUUGCUGGAGUUUGUUGACCCACGGCAUUGGAUUCUUCUUACCUCAAGGGAAAUACCAAAGGCAAAGGAAGGGCUCCUUGAUAUUGCUCGAUGACUCGAAAAACAAAAUCUAUUGCUACGUUUGAACUCGGCAAAAGAGGUUGAAGAAAAUGAAAUACAACAAAAGGAGUCAUCAAUAAUCGCAUUUGCGGUUUCGGAAAGUUCACAUCCUUCAGAAAUAGCAGGCUGUUCUCAAACUUCCGUCUCCACUCUGAACUUGUUCAAGUGUCUAUCCCUGAGACGUCUUCAACAAUCACGGGGAAAUGGAGAUAAUUCAAGCAUCAAUUCUUCAGAAGAUGACGACUUCGAAAAGGAAUUGGAUUAACAAGAAAGAUGCCGGCGAGUUUCUUUGAUUCAUAAUUGUAAUGAAGCAUUAUUCGAGAGAAACUUUCGGGAAGAUUGUGAUGCGAUGGAGUCUAUUGGUAGGCUAAAAGUUAAGUCUGUUUUUGAGGCCAUUCACAGCUACCUACACCACAUUCAGGCUGCCUGUAGAAUUGCUUCGAGCAUGCCAACAACUCGAGCUAGUGUAGAGUGACUGUUUUUGGCUUUAAAGUUAAUUUUAAAUGAUUUGCGGCUGGCUAUGAAAGACUACUUGAUUGCUGCAAUAAUUUUUUACAGAAUGUAUUAUGAAUGAUUCUAGUUUGUAUCAUUGUUGAUGACAUUUAAAUUGUUUUAAAAGUCUGA
Chrysemys picta bellii (western painted turtle) is the source of this 3061-nucleotide messenger RNA. RefSeq lists its product as uncharacterized. NCBI's taxonomy places the organism in Eukaryota, Metazoa, Chordata, Testudines, Emydidae. The record is from RefSeq and is a predicted model, not a curated record.